Molecule: messenger RNA, 2337 nt
Organism: Phytophthora sojae
Lineage: Eukaryota; Oomycota; Peronosporomycetes; Peronosporales; Peronosporaceae
Exons: 1
Source: RefSeq, a predicted model, not a curated record
UUUGAUGAAGACUUUGGCGACAAGGAGUGGCCAUUCAGCGACAAAGGGGGAGUUGACGAAAUCCCAGUUCCGACGGGAACUGCGUGUGGCAAGAUCAGCGCCAUCUUGGGAAGAGCGAGCGAGCACUCUGGCGAUUUCUCCUUCGGAGGACAAGCUGACCAAUUGCCUGUGGUUCCCGGCAUGUUUGUGGAUGGGGUGGGGCCAGUUCCAGUCCCUUUGUGGGAGGAGAGAGCCCAUAGGAUUAUUGAGAAGUGCACCGAGUCUCCGUUCGGCCACAACAUGGACACCAAAAUGGACGAGAAUGUACGAAAGAGCUGGGAGUUGCAGCCUGACCAAGUGAAGUUCAAGAAUCCGCUGUGGAAGGCAGGGAUUGAGAAGAUGGCGGUGACUAUUGCUGAGCGACUGGGGUACAAGGAUAUUCCGUUGCAGUGUGUAUUGUACAAGUUGCUGGUGUAUGGAGAAGGGGGCCACUUUUUGAAGCACCAGGACACCGAGAAGGAGGAUGGCAUGAUCGCGACGUUGAUUGUGCAGCCUCCGAGCUUGCACGAAGGAGGAGACUUAGUGGUGUAUCGGAACGGGGAGGUGAAGCACCGCCAUGAUUUUGGAAAAGCUGAUGGAACAGCAACGUAUUUGCCCCAUUACGCUGUCCAUUACGCCGACGCAGAGCAUGCACUAGAGAGGGUAACGAAGGGGUACCGUCUCGCAUUGGUAUACUCGGUUUGCUUACCAGUAAACAUGCGGCACUUGGAGCGGAACCCAAAUCGACCGAUGAGUGGAGAACUAGCAGAAACCAUCGAGACAAUGGCGUCAGGAGACGACAAUUUCGCGCUGUUCUUGGUCCACGAGUAUACGAAACAUAGUAUUGCGGGGCUUGGGGCAAGUGCACUGAAGGGCGUCGACCGCGCGAGAUUUCUGGCACUGGAUGAAGCAAAUAAUUCAAUUUCUGCCGAGAAGAAGCUGCAAUUUCAAAUCGUCAAAUUAUAUCACCAUGUCAACUUUUACGGCAGGUUUGGAGCUAUUGGCGAUUGGGACGAAAACGGCCGUGAAGAGAACGUGACUUGGUACUCAACUCGCGGGGAAUGUCUUGGCAAUGGCGACAAGGUGAAGCUAAAGCUCAACUUUCUCAAUCCAAAUACUGAAACCCGGUCUCAAUUCUGGCAAAAGCCUUACGGAAGCAGUGACAUGCACAGCUACACGGGCAACGAAGGACCGACAAAAGACAGCAUCUACUCCCGAUUCGCUGUCGUCGCGUGGCCCGAAUUGGAGAGUUUGGAAUUUACAUGCAGAUUUAUCAGCGUGGAAACUGCCUUUAUGGCGCUGCAAGAGCGGGUGCCGGUCGGUACAGCUAGGCUGCAGAGACUAAUUGAGAUUGCGAACACAAAGUUGGAGGACAUGGAAACAUAUCGACUGGAGUACUCACGCAGAGGAUACUCGGACCAGCUGCAGCCUUUUUUCCUAUCGACUUGCGUCUGUCAAGUGCUAUGUCGACAAUUGGAGAGUUGUGGUACGUCGAGGUUGGUGAACUUCUUCUUCAGGAGUAUGUUAUUUAGCAGAGUGACUCAUAAAGGAGGCCUUGCCUCGGAUAUUGCCAAACUGGUGCAGAAAUUCAGCUGGGCAGACGUUGGUAAAUCGAUUUUGGAUGCCUUGACUAGCAACAGCGAGAACCCCAACGCUGUUGACGACGUGCUGGCGGUUGUCAACGCUUUCGACCGUGAAGAACCUCAACGAGAUCUGUUAGCACUGGCAGUGAAGGGAGCCGUGGGGCUUAAAGAUGGCAGGUUGGUUUCGUUGAUACCGCUCCGGGAACUCUGGGAAUUAAUUCUCAGCCGCGGCAAUGACGCUAUGCUCUACACGCUAUCCUGCAAGUUCCAACAAAUGAGCCCGCGGUUGCUAAACCCAGUCAUCAAAAUACUUUCGCGCUAUCUCGAAGUCGGUAGUUUCCCCGAUGACAAGAAAGCUCUGUUUGUGGCGAUUAUAUCUGGCCGCGUAGAGUGGCUGAAGGACCAGAUUCGUGUGUUAGAGAAGCCGUUCUCGUGGACGAUGCCGGUGGCGGAGUUCCGCAAGUCCGUUGAAAUUGAAAAGUUUCUCCGUGGUCCUGAAGAGACAAUGACUACGACUGGGAUUAUCAACUUUGGUAGCUCGUGGAGUGCGCAGAUGUUUUGUUCAAAGCACGCCGGGUACCGCGCAAGGGCGACUCAGAUCAAUGCUUCCUUCGGAAUGAGUGGUGGUGGCGGUGAGCGCGAUCCGUUCGUGGAGAUCACGAAGACACGCGCGUGGUACGACGAGAACCAAGAGAAUCUGCCGCGUUUGAAGGAAGAGCUGGGCGAGUUGACGAAG